AUUUGCCAUCAUCUGUUUCUGCGUGUGUGGACAAGUUGUUUUUGGUAGACGGUUUGAGGCAGAUGACGGAUGAGGAUCAGGUUGACUUCUGCAGUAAUUACUUUAAACCAGAUGAUAAUCUGUGUGUUUGUGACCAUCACUGCUCUGCCUGGUCGUGCCUUCAGCUAUUUCUUUGCUUUUAUUCCUUUUAGUAUCCAGGUGUUGUUUGACAUUAGCUGAAAUGACAGCCAUCAUCAUUCCUGUCAGUCAUUGGUUUCUUGCCCACCCUUCCUUUAUUCGUGCUCACAAUCCACCCUUUCUGAGGCCCUAGAGAGAAAAACUCCUCUUGUCUUCUCAUUACUUCUGUCUUUUCCUAGCAGUAGUGUUUUUUAGCUGUCAGAGAAAUGUUAGUAACCGUAUAAUUCAGGGUUUGAGAGUCGUGCUCAGCUGCAGUGGAUCACAGGGACCUGAGCUCAUCUUUCUGCCAUGGAUGUCAGCAGUGUGUCUGUGCUGUGGUACAAGCGGUCCAAACCUCUGGGGAAGGUGAGACGACGGGUUCAGGACCUACGCGUUCCAGCCUCCUCCAUCGACUGCUCAGCCAUCACACCGACGUUGGAACUGAGCCACAACGAGAGUGCGCGGCUGGCAGUCGACUGCCUGCUGAGCCAGGGGAUGGAGGGCUACGAGGAGAUGUUACAUGCAGAGGGAGAAGUGGACUUUCUGUCCGAGCUGGAAAAGAGUUACAUCCUGGCCAAUGGAACAGAUGGCAAAACAGAUGAUCCUGGUGCAUGUGAUGAGAGAGAUUUGAAAAGCAUGUCUGCUGCUUCCUUGUCUACACUGCCCUCAGACACUGAGCCCACUGUGGCAGACUUCCAAGUGACAGGUCCUGUCCUUGCUCAGCCCAGCGUUGAGAUUUAUUUCCAAUAUGACAGCAAAUCAGCUGGUCUGAAAGACGUGCUUAGAGAAUUCAUCAGAAAGGCUAACAUGGCCCUGGCCAUAGUGAUAGAUACCUUCAGUGACGUAGAGCUGCUGUGUGACCUUCUGGAGGCGAGUAGGAAGAGGAACGUGUCGGUUUACCUGCUGCUGGACCAUCACAACCUCAAUCUGUUCAUUAGCAUGUGGCAGGACCUCAAACUCAACAGCAGCGACUUCCCAAAACUGUCGGUACGCAGUGCUCAUGGACAGACCUACUGCGCCAGGUCGGGCAGGAAGCUGACUGGUGAAAUUGCAGAGAAUUUAAUUAUGGCUGACUGGACUGAGGUUCUAACUGGCUCAUUCAGUUUCUCGUGGCUGUCCUGGCAGGUCAAUCGCAGUCUUGGUGUUCUUGUGAAGGGCAGUGCAGUCACUCCGUUCCAUCAGGAAUUCCGCCGACUCUACUUCAGCUCCACACCGGUUCCUGGCUUUGUCACCUUCAUAACUCUGCCUCUUCAUAUUUCACAUGCAAUCCACCACAAUAACUGUGGUAUCAGUGAAAAAAAAUCAAGCCACACUAAACCAUUGUGCAAGCUGGAUGGGCCUGAAGACGUUCAGUGCAGUCAGAUCAAAACUAAAAUACAGAUUUUGUCUAAUCCAGAAAACCCAGGAGUGGAGCACAGCAAAGGCAAUGACCAACUUCAGCACAAAGUCGCAGUAGAUGAACAACAACAUACUAAACCUCCACAACUAUAUACUCCAGGAGUCAGCAUCGCCACCCUGUGUAAUAAGCAAACCUAUGUAGAUCCUCUGGAGGCAAAUCAAAAGCAGGGUAAUAGUCCUACCAACUGUCUGGGUCAGACUCAAGUCUCAAAUAUUCAGUCUCAGUUUGUGAGUCUAAACAUGAGCACCAUCGCUGAUAAAAAGGUUCACGAGUUAAACCCCACACGGCCACCACAGAGGACUGUACGUUAUCAAACAACCCUGAAGAAGCACUUGAGUCAUCUUCCAUCUGAGAGUCCCACAGUUCCUGCUACAUCACAGCCUUUCAGCCAUUCAGGUCAACACUCAUGUGGGUUUAAUCCUAAAGUGUCCUCCCUGGGACCCAGGCAGCACUGCCAGCCCCCCCUCCAGCCAAGUAGAACCACACACGGACAUGGUCUCAAGUUGACACCAAGAGCUGAGGGAACUUUUCUCCAUGCAAACGCUAAAAUGUUUUCCCCAGGUUCAACAGCAAAGCUGCAUCUGCAGCAUCACUCCAUCCAGCAGGUGAGGCCACCACUCCUGAACUGGAAGCCACAGAGUCCCACUGUGAGAACCAGACCAGUGGCACGCACCAGCUCCUUUGACUCCACCUACGGAACAGGACAGACGACAGCUGGACUGCUGGGCUGGAGGUCAUCUAGAAACAUGACAACACUGGGAAGAAGCAAGAGCCUGACCGAGAGAUCCACCACAACACUUUAUCCAAACACGACCACAAUCUGACAGACUGU
Molecule: messenger RNA, 2387 nt
Organism: Betta splendens (Siamese fighting fish)
Lineage: Eukaryota; Metazoa; Chordata; Actinopteri; Anabantiformes; Osphronemidae
Product: protein FAM83G-like
Exons: 6
Coding region: 466-2379 (637 amino acids)
Biological process (GO): epidermal growth factor receptor signaling pathway
Source: RefSeq, a predicted model, not a curated record